AUGGAAGAAUUUCCAACAACUCAAAAUGCUCAACUUAUAGAAAAUCCAGGGACUUUACCAGAAACGUACGCUUCCGGUAUUGUUACCGCUACUCCACUGACCGACGCGAUUUUAAAUGCAUCGAUAGAACACGAUCAUUUUUAUCAAAAACCUACGCCCGAUACAAGCGGGCAGGAAAUCUUGUUAAGCCUUUUAACGGACUCUUUACCAUCACAGCAAAGAGUUUCCGUGAAUAAGGAAUGGAGCAAGGAUUAUCUUAAUCGCCUCACCUCACUUUCCCUCGAAUCUCUCAAACACGAGCCAACCUUGGUUAAAGAUGAGGAGUUAAAAAUACAAAAAGAGUUGGCCGAACUAUCUUUUCGAGAGUAUAAAUCGUGUAUUCAUGCGAAUUCUUGUUCAAUGAAAAUUGAUUCAUCUCUUGAUAGUUUGAGUGUUCAUUUGUCGGAAUUAAUAUUCGCAAUCCCAUCCUUAGAGAACGUAUGCACCUCUUUUUCACGGCAAACGACACAGAUAUCAGAACAACGCAACAAAAUUAAUACAAUAUUAGAACAGCACGACAGUUUAUUAGAAAUCUUGGAAAUUCCACAAUUAAUGGAAAUAUGCGUUCGAAGCGGACUAUAUUCCGAGGCCAUGGAUCUAUCUGGUUACGUUACUGGUCUCAUUUCAAAAUAUCCCGCGAUUCCGUUGAUUAAGCAUAUCGAGCAAGAAGUUAAACAGACGACGCAGAUAAUGUUAUCGAAGCUUAUCACGCUCUUGAGUCAACAAAUAAAACUGCCAGGUUGUUUAAAAGUAAUUGGAUAUCUAAGACGUAUGGAGGCUUUUGAUGAAGCUGAGUUACAAUUGGUGUUUUUGCUUUCCAGAGACACGUACCUGCAAUCAUUGAUUAGAUCACUCGAGAAAGAAAAAAGGGAUCCUGUUCACUAUUUGAGGAAAUAUAUUGACACUUUUAGGGAACAUUUCUUUGACAUUGUCACACAAUAUAGAUCCAUCUUUUCGGACGAUGGCACAGGAGUGACACCUGUUUAUUCAUCUUUCACGAUCCCUUCACCGCCAUCGCAAUGGAUGUCAAAUGAACAUUCGUCGAGCAGACAUACUAUACAUGCAACGACCGUUUUUUCAGAUUAUACAAUUCAUGUUCUCGAACAGUUGACUUCUGCACUUGCCGAGUUUACACCUUUAAUCUCGGAUACAUCAUCUCUCUCGUCCAUUCUAAUCCAACUCAUGUACUGUGGUAUGUCACUCGGUCGAGUGGGAAUUGACUUCAGACAUUUAGUGACCGGGUACCUUGAGACGGCCGUCAACGGAAUAAUAUCAAAAAUGAUUACUGACGGAACUCAGGAGUUUUGUGAUGAUUUACAACAGGCCAUUAAUGAUGUUGACCUACCAGGAACGUGGAUGGUGGGUGAUAAGAAGUCUAUGAACCUUUCGGACUUAAAAUCACCAUCAAACACAUCUCCAACAUCAGCGCUUCCGUCAUCGUCAUUUACACCAUUGGUUAUUCUUUUGGAUUACCCUCCUAUUGCUUAUUUGACUAACGCCUAUUUAUCGGCGUUCAAUUCCCUGCGUUUGGUGGCACCUGUUUCAUUGUUUUAUGUGCUAGGUGAACGACUUUCGCAAAAUCUCUUGUUGAUUACCAACUUACUAAGAGAUUACGGGAAUACCCUUGUCGAACAUAAUCAUGAUAUUACAAUACUUCUCGGAUUUAAUGCCAUGUUCGCUCAAAGUUUUGUACCUUUUAUUUCAAGAUGUUUUGUCGAAGGUGUAUAUGGAGGGAUGUUGGGUGAUGGCGUUGCAAAUCAAGUUGAAAUUAUAGACAGACUCAAAAUCUUGGAUAUUCUUGGGGACUUUUUACCAACCCCUACGAAGGUUUCGGCAUCUCUCACUGCAAACGUUGAUGCUACUGAAGGUGAGGUAGAAGGAGAUAUUUCUGAUAAAGGAGAAUAA
This is a messenger RNA of Acaulospora colombiana, 1944 nucleotides long. The record is from the annotation of a GenBank genome assembly. NCBI's taxonomy places the organism in Eukaryota, Fungi, Glomeromycota, Glomeromycetes, Diversisporales, Acaulosporaceae.